Aspergillus clavatus NRRL 1 is the source of this 648-nucleotide messenger RNA. RefSeq lists its product as uncharacterized. The record is from RefSeq and is a predicted model, not a curated record. NCBI's taxonomy places the organism in Eukaryota, Fungi, Ascomycota, Eurotiomycetes, Eurotiales, Aspergillaceae. The coding region runs from base 1 to 648 and encodes 215 amino acids. The transcript has a single exon.
AUGCAUGCUUUUCACACCUUCACCUUCGCCGCAAUGGUUGCUGGCUGCCUCUGCUCACCACUUGCCAAUGGCCAGCCCUCUGCUGCAUCAUUCACUCUGGCCAAAGACCCGAUUGUACAAUUCGAGAAUCUCACCGAGACCAUCGAACGGAUCAAUGCAGCAUCUCCGCCGCCUCCGAACCUCGACAUCUCCCAGCCAUGGCCACUGUUCAAGUAUAACAUGCUCGGCAACUCCUCCUGGGUCGUCACGAUGAUCGACCAGUCGGUGGAAGCAGUGUUCAUCCAUCGAUCCCAUUUCCCUCGGGAUGGCCGCACGGAGAAGAAAUCGCUCACAACGAGACAGUCCGGGGAACCGGACCAGAUCACCAUGGGCGUUGGGGGCACGAACACCUGCACCCCGAUUGUCAUCGAGGUUAUUGAAAACGAUUCCUGCGUCACCCCGCCUCCGAACACAUUUGCGUUUUUCCGGGGGCUUGAAUACCUCCAAGGACAGCAUAUUCGGGUGUGCCCUGACUAUGGCUUGCCUUGUGGAUUUUACAAAAUGUGUAUCACCACCACGGGGUAUUGCACCCAAGGGGGUACUUAUGAAGUCAGCGUUUCUCGGGAAUGUGACAAUGACACUAUAUCCGAUAUGUGCUUCCACGACUAG